Messenger RNA from Rhincodon typus (whale shark), 6543 nucleotides. RefSeq names its product microtubule associated serine/threonine kinase 2 (gene mast2). The record is from RefSeq and is a predicted model, not a curated record. NCBI's taxonomy places the organism in Eukaryota, Metazoa, Chordata, Chondrichthyes, Orectolobiformes, Rhincodontidae. Bases 6 to 5009 code for a protein of 1667 amino acids. Gene Ontology annotation, biological process: intracellular signal transduction; peptidyl-serine phosphorylation. Gene Ontology annotation, cellular component: microtubule cytoskeleton. The transcript has 20 exons. Gene Ontology annotation, molecular function: protein binding; protein serine/threonine kinase activity; magnesium ion binding.
CUCAAAUGGAAGAGAACCUCCAGGAAUUCAUUACAUCCAGUGCACCUGAAAAUGUGCUGCCUCUCGCAGAUGGCGUUCUCAGCUUUAUCCACCAUCAAGUUAUUGAAUUGGGUAGGGACUGCCUGGCAAAAUCCCGAGAUGGGCUCAUUACUUCCAGAUACUUUUUUGAGCUGCAAGAGAACCUCGAGAAGCUACUGCAAGAUGCUCAUGAACGGUCAGAGAGUUCGGAGGUAACAUUUGUGACCCAACUGGUAAAGAAGCUGAUGAUCAUUAUUGCACGGCCAGCGCGACUGCUUGAAUGUCUGGAGUUUGAUCCUGAGGAAUUCUAUCAUUUGUUGGAAGCAGCUGAAGGCCAUGCCAAAGAAGGGCAAGGAAUCAAGACUGAUAUUCCCCGUUACAUCAUCAGUCAGCUGGGGCUCACCAGGGAUCCCUUGGAGGAAAUGGCCCAGCUGACAAGCUAUGAUAGUGGCAAUCCAGAGGCCCCAGAAACUGAUGAUUCCACUGAUGGUCAAGGUGCUGCAGUUCACACAAAGAAAACUCCAUGUGAGGAAGACUUCGAAAACUUAAAGCUAAUUAGCAAUGGAGCCUAUGGAGCUGUCUACCUUGUAAGGCAUAAGGAAACUCGACAGAGGUUUGCUAUGAAGAAAAUUAACAAGCAGAACCUAAUUCUAAGGAACCAAAUCCAACAAGCUUUUGUUGAAAGAGAUAUCCUUACCUUCGCUGAAAACCCUUUUGUUGUCAGCAUGUUUUGCUCGUUUGAGACUAAACGGCACUUGUGUAUGGUAAUCGAAUAUGUAGAAGGUGGUGACUGUGCAACUUUAUUAAAGAAUAUUGGUGCUUUGCCUGUUGAAAUGGCCAGGAUGUAUUUUGCAGAGACUGUGUUGGCUUUGGAGUACCUACACAAUUAUGGUAUCGUUCAUCGAGACCUCAAGCCAGACAAUCUGCUCAUCACUUCCAUGGGUCACAUCAAGCUGACAGAUUUUGGACUUUCAAAGAUUGGUCUGAUGAGCCUCACCACUAAUCUAUAUGAAGGACAUAUUGAAAAAGAUGCAAGAGAAUUUCUUGACAAGCAGGUAUGUGGAACUCCAGAAUAUAUCGCUCCUGAAGUGAUACUGCGGCAGGGUUAUGGAAAACCAGUGGAUUGGUGGGCCAUGGGUAUAAUCCUGUAUGAAUUUCUAGUCGGAUGUGUUCCUUUCUUUGGAGAUACUCCAGAGGAACUGUUUGGACAAGUGAUAAGCGAUGAGAUAGCUUGGCCAGAUGGAGAUGAUGCUGUACCACCUGAUGCAGAGGACCUCAUCUCAAAGCUGCUAAGGCAAAAUCCAUUGGAACGACUGGGUGCAGGCAGUGUGUAUGAAGUGAAGCAACAUCGGUUUUUCACAGAACUGGACUGGAACAGUCUGCUUCGUCAGAAAGCUGAAUUCAUUCCUCAGCUUGAGUCAGAAGAUGACACCAGUUACUUUGACACUCGAUCUGACAGGUACCAUCAUCUUGAUUCUGAUGAAGAAGAUGACACUAACGAGGAUGACCGGUUAGAACUUAAACAGUUUUCAUCAUGUUCACCAAGAUUCAGCAAAGUUUACAGUAGCAUGGAACGGCUGUCCCUACAUGAAGAAAGGAAAACACCACCCCCAAACAAACGCAGCUUCAGUGAGGAGAAAGAAGAUCGAAUUGAUAAGUUGGAUGGCCUUGGUACUCUGAAGACCCGAGAUAGGAGCUGGAUAAUUGGAUCACCCGAAAUUAUCCGAAAGCGCAUGUCAUUGUCAGAAUCGUCACACACUGAAAGUGACUCUAGUCCUCCACUAACAGUCAGGCGCCGUUGUUCAACGUUAAUAGAGAUGCCACGCUUUGCUAUCUCUGGAGAAGAUGAGGGAAAGAAGCAGCAAGUAACUAGAACAUGGGAAGACGUGUCCUUAACUAUACCAGAACAACCCGCAGAGAAAGACCUCACAUUGGAAGUGGAUGUUAGUCCUGCCACACCAGCUUCGACAAUUAGUAACAUAAGCAGCUCAACUUUAACUGCUGGCAGCACCACUGACCUAUCUGAUCAGAGGUCUCGCAGCAACAGCACUGAGGGAUCAGACACUUCAACUCCAAAAGCAAUCAGUGACCUAGCAGUCCGCAGAGCUCGGCACAGGCUAAUGUCUGGGGAAUCGACUGAGAAACGCAGCUCUAGGCCAGUUAAUAAAGUGAUCAAAUCAGCCUCUGCAACUGCCUUGUCCCUUAUGAUCCCUUCAGCCAGCCCUAUGUCACCACGCUCUUUGUCGUCUAAUCCAUCCUCACGGGAUUCCUCACCAAACCGUGAUUUUUUUCCUGCCGUGAGCAAUCUGAAGCCUCCAAUCAUUAUCCACAGAGCUGGAAAAAAAUAUGGCUUUACCCUUCGAGCUAUUCGAGUGUAUAUGGGAGAGAGUGAUGUCUUUACAGUUCACCAUAUGGUUUGGCAUGUCGAAGGAGACGGACCUGCUCAUGAAGCUGGCCUGCAAGCAGGGGACCUGAUAACUCAUGUCAAUGGGGAGCCUGUCCAUGGCCUAGUUCACACAGAAGUGGUCGAACUCAUAUUAAAGAGUGGAAACAAGGUUUCAAUAUCGACAACUCCUCUUGAGAAUACUUCAAUCAAAAUUGGGCCAGCUCGGAGAUCUAACUACAAGUCAAAGAUGGCAAGGAGGAAUAAGAAGGGUAAAACUAAAGAUGGCCAAGAAAGUAAGAAAAGAAGCUCACUCUUCCGAAAGGUUACAAAGCAAGCAACAUUGCUACAUACAAGUCGGAGUUUGUCCUCCCUGAAUCGAUCGCUUUCAUCUGGAGAAAGUGUGCCAGGUUCACCAACCCACAACCUUUCCCCUCGCUCACCAACCCAGAGUUAUAGGUCCACACCAGAUUCUGUACACUCAGUUGGUGGUAAUUCUUCACAGAGCAGUUCUCCAAGCUCCAGUGUGCCAAAUUCUCCAGCCAGUUCUGGUCACAUUCGUCCGAGCUCCCUCCAAGGAUUGGCUCCCAAACUUCAGCGACAGUAUAGGUCACCCAGACGCAAGUCUGCAGGGAAUAUCCCCCUUUCUCCUCUCGCUCGCACACCAUCACCCACUCCUCAGCCAACAUCUCCUCAGCGAUCCCCAUCUCCAUUGCCUUCACAUUCUCUGGGCAGUUCGAAUGCAGCACAAUCAUUUCCAGUUAAAUUACACUCUUCCCCACCACUGGUGCGGCAGAUCUCCAGGCCUAAGAGUGCAGAACCUCCAAGAUCACCUUUAUUAAAGAGGGUGCAGUCAGCUGAAAAAUUGACUGCCACUCUGUCAUCUGAAAAGAAGUUGUCAUCUUCCCGAAAACACAGCCUGGACAUUUCACACUCAGAAUUUAAGAAAGAAAUGCUGCAGAGAGACCCCAGUCUGCAGAGUUUACAGGAAUCUGCUAAUGAGACACAAGGCAGCAAACGUGGCCCUGCGGAAAAGGGGACACUAAAGCAACCUGCUGCCCGAAAAAUUGGUAGGCAAGAAUCAUCCGAAGGAAUGAGUAAGGGAAAAUUGAAUGACAAACUGGUAGCAAUAAGACAUGAUAGAGCAGAAAGAAGAGAAGCAUUACAAAAGCAAGAUGCCAUUCACGAGGUAGACAUCUCUGAAGAUGAAAGUGAUGAAGGUUCAGAAGAUAGCCAGGAAGGGAGAAAGUUGCAUCGGUCUUCUGCUCAAACUGAUGUUUCAAAUUUACUUGAAACGUGUUAUAAUUCACGUAAAGCAGAAAGUAGAGAUUCUUCAGAGGAUGAUCUCAGCUCUAUGUUCUUAUCUGAGUCUAAAGAAAUGAGAAGUUCAGCACCACAUAAAAUAGCAGAACACUAUCAGUCAGAAGAAUCUUCAACUUACACUGUAUCUGGGGAAAAGGCUGUACUAGAGCACGAUGUCUUGGGCGUAGAGAAGAAUGGCCAGGAUAAAACAGAUUCCAGAGACUUGAAAAUUAUUGAAGUAAAACAGCCUCUAAUGGAUUGUGUUACCACAAAGGUUAAUGAUUCACCCAAAAUACUUUCAAUGCGAAAAGCCACGGAGGAACCAUCAAACCAAGAACUCAGGAAGACAGCAGCAUUCAAAAUACAUCAAGACAUUCAAAUGGAUUUGUUGGAAGCUGGUAUUGAUAGCAGUAGCACCCCUCUCAAUCAGAUGGUGCAUAGAAAACCUACAGAGGAUGAACAUUACAAACUACCGGAAACAGAUGAUCAACAUCAGCUUUUCAAGCUGGUGUCACGUCAUACCUUAGAGCAUCCCCAGAGAAUUGAUGAUCCUAAAAAGGAUGCUAUGCAAACUGAUUGCAAGCCAAAUGUUGAGGUCAAAGGCCAAAUUGUGAAUAAGCAAAAAGGUUCAUUUGGAAUUGGUGCAAAGUCUUUUCAUUCAAAUAAUACCAAGUAUCUUAAACAUUCCACUGCAGAGGAAAUGGAAGGAAUUUCAAGCCAAAGUGAGCAAAUAUUAAAGGAAAGUGAGAGGCCUGACACCAAAACUCAACCUGUGAUAAAUAUGGAAAGCACAGGUAGCUCAAAAUGCUCUCCAGCUAGCUUUGUUAAAACACCUUUCGUUUCCCAUUUAGCCACUGUUGCCAAAAAUGUAUUGGGUCCAGUGAAGUUGGCCAUCCCUGGGAUAACCGAGACUGAGAAGAGGAAAGAAGUAAGUUCACGUGAUUUGAUAGCCAGGAAUGAUAAAGAAGGGCCACAUUUUAACACAUUUAGCCCUGCUACAGUAUCAAGCAUCACAACACCCUUAUCAAAGCCUGAAAGUUCAAAACUGAAAUUCGAAGAGAAGGGCAUAGUUUGUGGUUCGCUGUUAAAACCUGAGCCAGUUGUGGAAGCUUUAUGUGAGCAAAAAGCAGUGCAAGAUACUGCAAGAAUUUCAUCACCAGGAGAACAACAACAGAAUGUGGAAAAGUGUGGGAGAGAUCAACCUGGAAGCUGUCGUGUAAAAAGUAAAGAAUCAGUAGACUGUAAGACAGGGCAGAACUUGCAGCUAUCACACAAAUUUGCAUGUGAUAAUUUCAAAAAAACAUAGUUGAUAAUUCCCAGUUUGAGGGAAGUGGGUCAUCAGCAUUUAACUAUAAAUACCUUUUUUUGGAGGUUACUUAAAGCUGCAUGUUUGACUUUGUAUCCAUACACUAUUGCAAACAAAAAAAAAUCAAAUAUGUAUGAAUAGUUUAGCAUUUUCUUAACACUAUUUUCAGUUUUGGGGGAAAGUCCUGAGCUGCCGAUCUGCUACUGUUUUAUUUUUGUUUGGAAGCGAGCUGACAUUUCAAACAGGGUAGCUGGCAUUUUUUUCCCACUCUAUUGCGAAUACCAUUUUGAAUUUAAGUUGGACCAAGGAUCCUUUUGAAAAUUGCAAAUUGGUGGUAGUUCCUGUGUACACUGUGAUUUUGUGAGAAAUGCCAUAAUGCACAUUAAUGAAUACAAGACAUUUAGCAGUCAUAUCAUCUCUGUUUUCCUCAUUUUCAAAUUUAAGUGACUCCUAUCUGCGAAAUGUCUAUGAUGUGCAUUGACAGCGGUAUACGUGCAACCCAGGUUUGCCAACAAAGCCUUGCUAGAGGCUUAUCGUUAUUAUUUACUAGAUUCUUUGUUGUCAUGGUGUUGCCUGAACUCUUAGCUCUGUAAUGUAACUUGUCACUAUGCAAGGUAAUACAUUCCUGCAGAGUAUUUGACAGUGUACUGUAUUUUGUCCUUCUUUUGUAUUAAUGUAUCAGAGAAAUGUAUCUUAUUUAUUGUAAAUAUAUACACGACAGUCUUGGAUGUCUUUCUGGGUUUGUGCCACAUAGAUAUUUUGUUGUCCUGGAGAAAUGUUGUGAAUAUGUAAUGGAAGUACUUUCACAAAAAAGUGAGAAGCAUUUAAAAAAAAAACGUUUUAGUACUUAUUUAAUCAAUACCGAACGUUACCAUGAAUUGUUGCAGUAGGGGUUUUUGUGUUGCAUUAUUAUUGGCGUGUCGAAUUUAAUGUCAUCCCUUUAAAUAUAAAGAAUUUUUUUCAUAUUUCAAAACAUGUUAAAUAAUACCUAGAAGACCUAAAAUAUUUAAGGCAGUUUGCUUCACUUUUUUUUAAAAGCUCCCAUUACAAUAAUAUAACAACUUUGCGAUAGUUUUAUGUAACAAUUAACUGUUAGUUUUCAGCUGAUGUGAAAGUUUUAAUUUGGUUUCCCUUUCUCUCUUUCCUUUGUUUCUCCCCGCCAAUCCUCUCCCAACCAAACCCUGCCCCUAAUCAUGUUCCUGUUAUGAUGUAUUGCACUAAUAGAACUCUGAGCUUCUGCUAGCCUAACAAUCGUAGAUUGCUUUGUUUCAUUAGCAGCUACAUUUUGCUAAAUGUGUCAGAUAGUUGAACUGAGUAAGUUAGACUGUUAUCAGUUAAUACUGACUGAUUUUAAUUGCUGUGUUUAAAUUUUUAAAAUAAAAAAAGGAAAAGUGCAGGUUCUAAGGACAUUACAGUACUGUGGAGCUCUUGCUUUUAUUCACAGUACAUUUAACUUUCUGCUAUAAUGUUUUCACUCAAAAGUUAAUGAGGAAGAAUACUUGAAAUAAAAGGGGUGUGUUUACUGCCGUGAAAA